This is a messenger RNA of Rhodamnia argentea, 1994 nucleotides long. Its product is annotated as receptor homology region, transmembrane domain- and RING domain-containing protein 2-like. The coding region runs from base 237 to 1583 and encodes 448 amino acids. The transcript is spliced from 4 exons. The record is from RefSeq and is a predicted model, not a curated record. Lineage: Eukaryota; Viridiplantae; Streptophyta; Magnoliopsida; Myrtales; Myrtaceae.
CCCAUGUCGUGAAACGGCUCUCGCGUCUUCAAUAUCUGAAGUAUUUUAGAGAGAGAGAGAGAGAGAGGAUCAAAAGAUUCAAUUAUUCCCUUUCUGGAAUUCGCAAAUCCCAUGGAAGCUGAUGUGAUUAUCCCACUCCCCAGCCCGUCCGUCCGCCUCCUCCUCGCGGCAAAUUAGGGUUUUUUUGCAGCUCCGGGUGUCGUCCCCUUCGUCGGGGUCUCGAUUGAUGAUCGACCAUGGCGGGGAUUCCGAAUCGCCCUAGUGUGCUGGGCGCGCUCUUGUGGCUCGCUCUGUUGGGAUUUGCCUGCACGACGUCGGCGAACGUGGUUCUGAUCGGCAACAACGUCACUCUGUCCUUCGCCGCCGUUGAAGCUAAUUUCGCUCCGCCUGUUAAAGGUUCUGGGGUUUGCGGCAUUCUGUAUCUUGCGGAUCCAAUCGAUGCGUGCUCUCGAUUGGUGAAUGAGGUCACCCAUUUGCCAAAUGCUAGCUCCGCCUUUGCCCUAAUUUUUAGGGGAGGAUGUCAUUUCGAAGAUAAAGUUAGGAGAGCUCAAAAGGCUGGAUUCAAAGCGGUUAUUGUCUAUGACAACGAAGCUGAUGGCGGCUUGGUGCCAAUGGCUGGAAACUCAGCUGGGAUUAAAAUCCAUGCUGUGUUUGUUUCUAAAGUUUCGGGGGAAUUACUUCAAAACUAUGCUGGUUCAACUAAUGUGGAGCUAUGGAUAAUUCCAAGCUUUGAAGAUUCAGCUUGGUCAAUCAUGGCUAUUUCUUUUAUUUCCCUGCUUGCCAUGUCAGCUGUUCUUGCCACAUGCUUCUUCGUCCGUAGGCAUCACAUAAGACGAGAAAGGCCUCGAGCUCCUCGUGUUAGGGAGUUCCACGGAAUGAGCAGUUGCUUAGUGAAAGCAAUGCCAAGUCUCAUAUUCACUGCUGCUGUAGAGGAUAACUGCACAUCGAGGACAUGUGCCAUAUGCCUUGAAGACUACAAUGUCGGAGAGAAGCUCAGGAUUUUGCCAUGUCGUCACAAGUUUCAUGCAUUAUGUGUUGACUCGUGGCUUACAUCAUGGAGAACUUUCUGCCCAGUUUGCAAGCGCGAUGCAAGAACUAGCACAGGCGAACCCCCAGCAUCUGAGAGUACUCCAUUGCUUUCAUCAAGCCCUGCGUCUGUGGCUUCCUCCUCUGCUGUGCCUUCUGCUAGAUCAUCAGUGGCAUCAUCGUCGUCCAUCCAAAUAGCCAGAGCGCCACGUCCUCCAUCCGCUUCUCGUACUCCAUCUCUCUCGAGCACUUAUUUGCAGCAGUCUCUUAGGUCCUAUAGACAAUCUCCUCCUCUGAGCAUUAGCUGUAGCUCAGUUGACCUCAGGAAUGCAUCGUCUCACCGUUCUCAAAGAUCCUACUUGGUUUCUCCCCACUCAAUGGGUUAUCCCUCUAUAUCAUCUGUCAAUUCAAGAUACAUGUCACAUUACAUUCCAAGCUCGAGCAACGCCUCUGCAAGUUUUGUCAGUUCUAGUCACCAGCAUCACCCGUUACACCACAGUGAAUCAGCUGCAAGUUUCUCACCUUUUGCAUCUGCUCAGUCCCUUCCAGGGUGUUGAUUGAUAUGUGGUUCACAACAGAUUGCCUUUACGCUUACUAUCCAAUCCAGUCUCCAAGUCUCGAGCAAUAACCCGAGGAUAUUGCUGAAUUACACUGUAUUCAGUUCAUACAUCAGUACGUCUUGAUUAGGUUUGAACCAGAAUACAAGCUUCCUUCCCAUUGUAAAUUGUGCCAUAAGUUUGAGUUUUUGUUAUCUGUUAAAUGACCGACAUGGUCCGUGUGCAUUGAGGCUCAUUGAAUUUUGAUACGAAGAGCGUGUGUGCGUGCGUGUGUAUGAUGGCUGUGCAGAUUUAUUUUUCAAGUCUGUUUCUGUAUAGAAUGACCGCUAACUUCACAGAUCCUUAUAACUAACUCGAGUCUUUUACUCGAGAGAUGCACUUAAUGUUUGAUCAGCACUGAGGUUUUCCCCC